CGUCAUCGAAGAAGAAGGUACCUAAGAAGAAGUUUACGGAAAAUGGCCAGCUUUGGCAGGGUUGCUGGAGUUUUGAGAAACUUUUGGAGGAGACCUUGGUCAUACAGAACGCUGCAUAGUGCCCUGAGACCUGGCAUUUUGGGGUUUGCCGUUGGAAGCGGGCUGGUAUAUUUUCACUUUGAGUCGAGCAAGAGGUUUUUGCCCUUCACCGUCCAUGCCGAGGAGGAAAAGGUGCUUCCAGUAUCCCAGAUGUCUGCCAGACGGAUGCGCUUCAACCAGUUUGCCUCAAUGAUGUACGAUGAGGAGCUCUACAUGACACCAAGGGAUUUCCUUUUCUCAAUCAUGCUGGAGAAUGUUGACCGUAAAUUGCAAAAUAAAGCUCUAACCAAAAAGGAGGUGGAUAAGAUGCUGGAUGCUGCCUCAUGGGCCAAGGCAGGCAACAGUCUGUUCAGAAACUUUGGAGACAAUGGUCUGAUAUCCUACACAGAGUACCUGUUCCUGUUGACUAUUCUGACCAAGCCACACACAGGAUUUCAUAUAGCUUUCAAAAUGCUUGAUAUUGAUGGCAAUGAGCAUGUGGACAGAAAGGAGUUUCUCAAGCUCAAGAAAAUCAUUGGGAAAAGAAAAGAGAAAGUGCCCAUGGAAGGUGCCACAGACGUGAAACCAGUCGUAGAGGGGGAUGGUGUGAACACUACACUGCAGGCAUUCUUCUUUGGCAGGAAUGGCAGCAACAAGCUUCAGUACAAUGUAUUCUGCAGGUUCAUGGAGGACCUGCAGGCAGAGGUGCAGGAGAUGGAGUUCCUGCAGUUUUCCAAGGGCAUGGACACCAUGCGGCGGGAGGACUUUGCAGAGUGGCUGCUGCACUACACCAACGAGGAAGCCAAUGAGGCCUACUGGGAGAACAUGAGAAAGAGGAUCCCCGCUGGCCAGAGCAUCACAUUUGAUGAGUUCAAAGCAUUUUGCCUAUUCACCAACAACCUGGAGGACUUUGCCUUCUCUGUGAAAAUGAUAAGUGAAGCCAACCGACCUAUUGGAAUGGUCCAAUUUAAGCGAGCUGUGAAGAUCGCCACAGGGCACGACCUCUCGGAGAACGUGCUGGACACUGUGUUCAAGAUCUUUGACCUGGACGGCGAUAACUGCCUGAGCCACAAGGAGUUUAUCGGCGUGAUGGAGGACCGAGUACUACGUGGCUUGAAGGUGCAGCCUCAGCGUGGCAUCAUAGAUUAUUGGAAGUGUGUGAAGAGGGAGACACUGAAAGGGGCCCAAGAGGCCCUCCGGGACACAGGAAGCCCUUUUUGAGGGGUCACGUUGUUGGAUCAAGAAGCUCCUUGCGAGGUUUCACUGGGUGACUCCAAUGUAAAGCAUUGAUGGCUGUCCAUCAAGUUGCUCAUGAUCACUUGAUAUUUGUCGUUUGUGAAAAUGUUAUUACAAUAUACAUAAUCUAUGGGUAAGUGUUUUGUUUACAAUAUUUGUUAUAUUUUCUAAUUAGGCUUGGGCGUUAUACUGGGGUAUUGCCGAAUACCGACGGUAUGAUUUUCAAUACCGUGCUACGCCACUACUUAUAGCUAGCUAUAAGAAAUCUAAGAUGUCAAAUUAUAUCCAGCGUAGGGCUCCAGCUAUGCAUUUGGUUUGCUAGUGAAGUGGCUAGAUCUCAUGAUCAAGCUUCUUGGUUACAGCAGAGACAUUCAAUCCCCUCAUGGAUCAAGAUCCCUAGUGCCUAAACUUUUUUUUGACACAAAACAAUAUUAAUCUUUUGGAUGCCACUUGUGUGAACAUUUAGUGAUACUGUAUACCUCGGUAUGAAAAUCUAGAUACCGCCCAAAUUGGAAAUUGGUUGUGACGCUUGGUACCAGUCUAUGCAUACAAGGCAUGUGAAAUGUGAGCUCGUUUGACAUUUAUUGAAUGUCUGUCACCUUUUUAUAUUAUAUCUCGCUGCUCAAAUACAUUGUUUACAGUUAGAGGUGGUUUACUGUGGUAUCAUUGGAAUUUCAUUAAGUUUUUUAAAAUGCUGAAUCAUGGAAAAAGUCAUUAAAUAUGUGCUUGUCUUCAAAUGUCUAUGUACAGUUGUGCUGUAAUAUAUUGGCACCCUUUCACAAUUCACUUUCUUCUUAAAUAAAUUGUAAUUUAGGACUUGGUGUUCGUUUGAUUUGGAAUUGAUUUUUCAACGUCAAAUGGCCUGGACUAAAUUAUACAAAAUUCUAAUUCAUUUGGUUGGAAUCAGGUUAACGGUGUAAUUUCUCAACAGGGUAAAAUUUUAAACAGUUUUGAACUUUCCUCCUUUGGAAAGUACAACUAUAUACCUUUUCUAAGAUUAAUUAAAUGUUUGAAAAAUG
Oncorhynchus tshawytscha (Chinook salmon) is the source of this 2333-nucleotide messenger RNA. RefSeq names its product calcium uptake protein 2, mitochondrial-like. The coding region runs from base 43 to 1299 and encodes 418 amino acids. Lineage: Eukaryota; Metazoa; Chordata; Actinopteri; Salmoniformes; Salmonidae. Gene Ontology annotation, cellular component: uniplex complex. The record is from RefSeq and is a predicted model, not a curated record. The transcript has 12 exons. Gene Ontology annotation, molecular function: calcium ion binding. Gene Ontology annotation, biological process: calcium import into the mitochondrion; mitochondrial calcium ion homeostasis.